Molecule: messenger RNA, 1322 nt
Organism: Maniola jurtina (meadow brown)
Lineage: Eukaryota; Metazoa; Arthropoda; Insecta; Lepidoptera; Nymphalidae
Gene: Or-15
Product: odorant receptor 22b-like
Exons: 5
Coding region: 1-1179 (392 amino acids)
Biological process (GO): detection of chemical stimulus involved in sensory perception of smell; sensory perception of smell
Cellular component (GO): plasma membrane
Molecular function (GO): olfactory receptor activity; odorant binding
Source: RefSeq, a predicted model, not a curated record
AUGGCCGCGCCAAAGUUGUCGCAUUGCUUUGAAUUAAAUUUCUUACUUCUCAAAAUAUUGGGAAUUUGGCCAGGCAAGAAUCCGCACAGAUACUACAAAUACUAUGCGAUUUUUAUUCUCUGUCUUAUUUGUUUUUGUUACAAUUCAUUUAUGAUUGUCAAUAUCUUUUUUACACCGAUGAUAGUUGAAAAAAUGAUCCUAGAAAUCGUCUUUUUGUUUACUCAAUUCACAGUAAUUGGCAAAGUUUUCAUGAUUUAUCAUAAGCGAAAGAAUCUUUUAGCUGCUUUAGCUGUACUAAAUUGUGAAUCUUUUAAAUACAAAGAUGAAGAAAGCAAAGAAAUUAUCGAAAGACACGUUUUAAAGUACCAAAUGGGUUGGAAAAUAUACAUGUCUUUAGGGCAGAUUGCGUAUUUUGCGAAAGUGUUUAUGCCGAUCUUAAUGCAUUUGAUAUUCAAUUCGGCAGUGGAAUUGCCGAUAUGCAAGUACAGUUUCUUGGACGAUGAACUUGUCCAUCGUUAUUUUAUAUUUUUGUUCAUAUACCAGUCAGUUGCAUUGUACUUCAAUAUGAUGUUCGAUUUAAUUAUCGAUGCGUUGAUCGCUGGAUUGUUGUAUAUGGCAAUCAUACAGGUUAAAGUGGUAAAACAUGACCUGAAAAAUUUAAGAAUUAUUAAAAAGAAAAAUAGCUUUUCAGAGGAAGAUGAACUUCAAUUUACUUUACUCAAUAAAUAUUUGAAGCAUUAUGAAAUAAUACUAAAUUAUUGCAACCUGGUUCAAGACAUUUUGGGGAUGGCAAUGUUUGUUCAAUUUUCCUUCACAUCGGUUAUGAUUUGUAUCAUAUUAUGCAGAUUGCUUCUGCCGUGGACAAUAGAUUUUGGUUUGUUUAUUAUUACUUAUCUGUGUUUGAUAAAUUCAGAAAUAUUUCUACCAUCCUGGCUUGGAACAGAGCUGAAUUACGAGAGUGCUGAUCUAGUCUCGGCGGCUUACAAUAGUGAGUGGAUACCAAGAUCGGAGCGUUACAAACGAAGCCUUAAACUUUUCAUGACGCGGGCGACCACUAGCAUCACGAUCACAGGCUCGAGGAUCUUCCCACUAACACUUGAUACCUAUAUUUCGAUUGUGAAGCUCGCUUAUUCAUUCUUUACUCUCGUCCGGAAUUUUCAAGAUCCGAAAGAGAAUUAAGCAUCGAUCAAGCAAUCAAUUUAUAAUAACCACUUUUUAUGAUGGUGUUUACUUGAGGAAGAAAAAACUUCAAGGAAAAUUCUUGAUAAUUUUAAAUAAGUACAACCACAUUAUUUAAAAUUACAGAACCGGCAGGAUUCGAA